AUGUCUCCUGCCCCAGAGUCGAGCUCUCCGACGGGCUUUUCCUGGCUCGACCUAUUCGACGAUCUCCCUUCCCAAUCACCUCAUAACCCGCCUCCCACUCUCUCCCCGCUAUCUGUCACCACCCCUUCCCCCUCGCGUACGCCUGCUGGCCAGGUGCACGCCGCUUUCCCCUCCACUCCAGCCAGCUCUGUCCCUGCUCUAUCCUACAGCAAUUCGCCUUGUUCCCCUGGAAGCAUCAUCCAAACUCCUCGGGCGUGCCAUUCGCUUUUGGAGCCUAUUGUGGUGGACCCAGAUGAGAAUCCCUUCGUCGCCUUCGAGUCUCAUGGCGAACAAGACAGGCCGUCGGUGAUUGCACGCCCCAAACGACCGCCCCCUCCCACCUUCCAGCUUCCCCAGGACUGGGUGACAGAAACUCCUACCCCCAUUCGCUUUCACGCCGAUACAUUCGACAUCCCUGAACGGCCCAUCUUCCCUCCUCCCACUGUUCCCAUCGCUCGGGCCGACGAGCCCGAACAAGUCAAUGUCGGCCUGCGAUGGCUGGCGCACAUGCCCAACUCCGGCGGGCUCCUACCUUCUAUAGCCCGCCUUCGAGAGUCAAUGGAAGAUGCGCCCAGGGUCUGGUCCAAUAUAUCGGGCAUCAGCACGUACAUCAACAAUCCCAAGCGGCGGGUCUGCUGUACCCCGACACAGUCCACGGCGCCGGCGCCGUCGGCUGAUUGCUCGGCUUUUCAAAAUGAGAUGGAUGAGUUGAUGGAGGACUGGAGAGAGACAAGUAUGGUGCAUGGGGUCUAUACCGUGAACCUUUUGAGUAGUGAUCCCGAGGUCCUCGAGAGGUCGAAAGUUAGUGUUAUCGAGGAGAUGAGACAAGCGCGCGACCUAGGAUUUCGGGCCCUUAUUAUACACCUUGGAUCCGAAGGCCAAGGAGUGAAAUCUUCCUCCCAUCGCCACCAAACCCUUUCGCGCCUCAUUCCAACCCUUCAGCACAUCAUAUCCUCCGUCCCUGACGUCACGCUCGCCCUCGAAAACACUUGCCACUCCUCCCCCUCUUCCCUCACCAACCUCGCCUCUAUUGUAGAGAUCUUGACUCAUUUUCCACCGUCUCGGCUGAAGCUUUGUCUCGACCUCUCGCAUUUGUACGUGAACGAGUUGGAUUUGAAUGAGGUGGAAGGGAGAAAUGCGAUGUGGGAGCUGUUGGAUCGCGUUGGGUGGAAGAGAGUGGUAGGGGUGCACGUGAGCGACAAUCACGUUGAGCAUGGCGGGAAAGGUGACAGGCAUGCGAACGGCCACAUCACUCCCUCGUCCCUUCGAUCCAUCCUCUCGCAACCGUUCUUCAAGACCGUCCCACUCCUCCUCGAGUCUCCCCCUUAUUUCAAAAACUUCCCUAUACCCUCCGAGUCCAUCCGCCGCAUGCCCCGAUACGCCACCAAGAUCAUCUCUCUCGAGCACGAACGCUCUGCUCUCGAACGGGGCAUCAUCGAGUGCAUGAUUCAUCUUUCCGAUGACGAGUGGCACGGCAAGGGAGAGGUAUGUUUAUGGGCCACCUACAAUGAGAUGAGGAAGGCGGUGGAGAGGAAGAUCUACAACAUCGUGAAGAAACAAGGUGGAGGGAUCUGGUUGUCAUUCUCGAAGGGGAGGAGGAAAGUAGUCGAGCAGCUCAGAGCGACAGAGGGCGCAAAGCGAAAGAAGAAGAAUAGGGCAAAACGAUGA
This is a messenger RNA of Cryptococcus wingfieldii CBS 7118, 1707 nucleotides long. RefSeq lists its product as hypothetical. The transcript has 4 exons. Lineage: Eukaryota; Fungi; Basidiomycota; Tremellomycetes; Tremellales; Cryptococcaceae. The coding region runs from base 1 to 1707 and encodes 568 amino acids. Gene Ontology annotation, cellular component: nucleus; mitochondrion. Gene Ontology annotation, biological process: base-excision repair. The record is from RefSeq and is a predicted model, not a curated record. Gene Ontology annotation, molecular function: zinc ion binding; phosphoric diester hydrolase activity; DNA-(apurinic or apyrimidinic site) endonuclease activity.